AUGGAUUUAAACCUUCCGUAUUUAAAAGUAUUAACUUGGAAUGUUGGUAAAACAAACAAUCCACAAUCAGAGCAAGGAGUGAUUCAAAUGCAAGCCAUAAUGAAUCAAUUCAAAGAAACAUAUGACAUUAUAUUCCUUCAAGAACUAGGUUCCAAGGCAGCGGUGGAGAGAACGGUGUCAUAUUUUGGUGAGGGUUGGGAAAAGUACUCUAGUAAUAUUAGGAAUUCCUAUCACAAUUUGACCUUAGUUAAAAAGAAGCCAGGUGCCGCAUUCGCAUACGACACUACUGAUAUUUCCAUUGCCUCCAAUUUUAGAGUUGAUCCUUUAUGUAUCAACGUUCAUGGAAGAAAGAACGACUCAACUACAAACUUGAGUACUUUGAGUUCUUUGCUCUUGAAAUUGCCUUUUUGGCAACCAGUAAUUAUUGCUGGAGAUUUUAACUGCACUUUUUCUCCAUAUACUAUUCCUAUCGAUACUGGUGUUAGUUUACUAUGUGGUUUCGGUGAAACCAGGCAACCAACAACAACAGGAGGAAACUCGAUUGAUGAGAUCCUUUAUACUAAUCACUUCAUUGCAACUCAAACCAUCGUUUUGAACCAUCUACCUCCUGACGGCAAUCACUAUCCGGUCUCAAAGCAUCUACAAUUGAAAUAUCAACCAUCGUCGAUGCAAAAUAUUGUUGGUGCGUUAUUUGGGAAACCAAGUAUUGUUCAACCUAGUCAACCAGUAAGACAUGUUGUUCCAUCUAACAACCCAACUGUUCCAACAAGCCAACCAAUUAUUAGACCUUCUCUACAUGAAGUUCCAACAAGCACACCAGUUACUGGACAAGUUGUUCAACCUGUAGUUCCGUCAGUGGUUGCAUCUAGCCAAUCAAGCACACAAUCUAGUCUACCAGUAAGGCCUGUGGUUUCAUCUAACAAACCAACUGUUCCAACAAGCCAACCAACUGUUAGACCUUCUUUACAUGUAGUUCCAACAAGCACACCAGUUACUGGACAAAUUGUUCAGCCUGUGGUUCCAUCAGUGGUUCCACCAAGCCAGCCAAUUACUAGACCUAUUCUUCCACCUGUGGUUCCAACUAGACAACCAAAUGUUGUUGUUCCGCCAGCUUCUCAACCAAUUGUUCAACCUAUCCAAUCAAACACACAACCAAACACCAACGAACAAUCAUCAGACAAAGAAGAAAAUGAUUUAGUUGAGAGUUUACAAAACAUUUCAAUUAGCACUAAACCAGAACAAAGUGGCAACGAAACAAAAGAAUGUCAAGGUGCGAAAAUGGAGGUGAAUAAGGAAUUAUUCAAAUGA
Molecule: messenger RNA, 1308 nt
Organism: Naegleria lovaniensis
Lineage: Eukaryota; Heterolobosea; Eutetramitea; Acrasida; Naegleriidae
Exons: 1
Coding region: 1-1308 (435 amino acids)
Molecular function (GO): catalytic activity
Source: RefSeq, a predicted model, not a curated record